AAUAAUAACGGCGGUGAGCAAGUUCGUAUCAUUUGCAAGCUGUAUCAUUUUAUAAGCUGUGCCAUUCUAAAUAUGGAAGGACUAAUAAACAUAUUGAUGUGUUCAAUAUACAUGUAUGCUCAUAUUUUCUAUUGCGCCGUCUCGUCAGAUCCACUGCUUAACGUUAGAAUUGUGCAUGCCUCGAAACUGGAAUUGUCCUGCAGUGAUAAUAUUGACAGUUACGGAACUUCAAUAUGGAAUUUUUACAGUGCUCAACAUGGAAAGCAAGAAAUGCAAAACAUGGCAAAAAUAGAAUACUCGGGAAGUAAAUGCACAUCAACCUAUAUGUACACUAUUAAAUCGAUGCAGUGUGAAUGUACAAAUCACACUGGUGUCCUCUGCAACAUAUCUGGCGAUGGAAUCGCUAACACAGGCGACCGAUGGAAAUGUUCGAAGUUUAUAAACGGGUCUGUUGUUCAAAGCAAUAUUUUGACAUUACCAAGCCUAGGGCAAGUCUCUUCAGAGCAAUGGUUUUACGUGAGAGUUUUGUGUUCCUGGAACUUGGAAUUGUCCUGCAGUGGUAACAUUGAAAAUUACGGAACUCCAAUAUGGAUUUUUUACAGAUCUCAACAAGGAAAGCAAGAUAUGCAAAACAUGGUUAAAAUAGAAUACUCUGGAAGUGAAUGCAAAUCAACAUAUUUGAACACAAUUAAAUCGAGGCAUUGUGAAUGUUUAAAUUACACUGGUGUCAUCUGCAACAUAUCUGGUGAUGGGAGUGCUAACGCAGGCGACCGAUGGCAAUGUGCGAAAUUCACAAACGGGUCUGUUGUUCAACGCCAGAACUAUACAUUGCCAAGCCAAAAGCAAGAAAACAGCGACUGUACAACAGUAUCGGUUACACAGACAGCCCAUGAUGAUGAAACUACAUAUAGUACACGUUCAACCAACGACAAAGUAACAGUGCUGGCUUUGGAUGCAAAUCAUACCACAUCUGGAAUAGGAAACACUUCCACUGCCACAAAUAGCAGCGAUACAAAUACGUCGAAUAACGACGAAUCUGCAAGAAAGCUAGCAUUCGUGAUAGCUGGGCCGUUUGUUGUGUUCGGCAUCGGAAUAGUUUUGUUCAUAAGUCGGAAGAAAGUGUUGUCCGCCUUGAAACGUGCACAUGCAGGUAGAGUUGAUGACCUUCCAGUAAACAUAAACGACAUGCCUCCUGCAGAUGACAUUGUGAACAUAGCUGCCGGUUUGAAUAAUAUCACGUGGUCAAACAUUCCUUCGUCCUCAACGGAAACUGAUGCAGUACAUUGUGUCGAUGGUCGAAAUGCAGCAGGACUAUGUUUUAAUAUCGGUGAUCUUCAACCAGGCUGUACAGAAUAUAGUAAUGACGACCCAUUGUACAGCUCUGUAAAUGAGCCAAUAGUAAACAAAGAUGCGGACGCCAGCAUUGAAAGAAGCGGCAAAGAUCAUGUACAUGAAGACACCAGCUUCCACAUCCCAAUUGAUGAUGACCCACUCUACAGUUGCGUCAAACUAUGUCAACCUCAUCGUACAGAUGAAGGUGCAUGUGGAUUUUCAGCAGAGGGGAAUGAUGAUCAGCUCCACUCAAUAUUACGGGCAGGCGAUUUAAAUAAGAGUAAACACAAUCCCUUUUACUCAAACGACAACGAUAAUAUUCCAUUACACGUGCACGAAAGCAAUGGAAAUUUACAGUAUAGAUGCACUGGUGAUUUCAAAAACGACACUGAUAACUCAGUUGUUAAGGAGAAUGAACUUUAUUCACUUGCAAAAAAUAUUGAUCCUGUGUACUCAACGGCGACGAUGAAAGGACGAAAUUGUGUAAUGGAGACCUCGAAUGGUGUCUUUGAAUUCAACGCGGCGGACCCUCUCUAUUCAGUUGUGGACAAAAGUAAAAGCAGAGGUGGCAUGGAAUUCGACUGGAAUAGAACCGCCCCGUCCUUUCCAGAAUGCACAUCCUUAGUGGUUCCUCUUUACAGCAAAGUCAACAAGAAAAUAAAGAAAGCUGCGGAUAAGACGCCUGAAGACACAUCAUGAGAAAGAUGGCGUGUGCAAGGAGAAAAUAUAACAUAUAUCGACGAAAAGUUGACAUGCGUGUAAACAUUCUUAGUUAAAUACAACAGGAUGACAUUUAAACCAUGUGAACUUGUGAGAUUACUGUUUUGUAAGUAUUGAUUCGUUUGUGUGUGUACUAAAUCGUUCAUGAAUUGCGUUCAUAUCAUGUAAUGUAACUUGAUAUUACCAUUUCGCUGGACGUAGAAUAUAUUAUUGCUGUUCAAGAAA
Messenger RNA from Dreissena polymorpha, 2277 nucleotides. RefSeq lists its product as uncharacterized. Lineage: Eukaryota; Metazoa; Mollusca; Bivalvia; Myida; Dreissenidae. The transcript has 16 exons. The coding region runs from base 73 to 2031 and encodes 652 amino acids. The record is from RefSeq and is a predicted model, not a curated record.